AUGUCAGGCCGUAUUGUGGAGCUGUCCGAGCGGGCCGAGGGGACCUCAAGGCUGGAAACCCUGGAACCGGAGGGAAGUGAUGCAACCGCCGCGCUGUGUUUUAAGCGUCCGCCGUUGGAUUUUGAGUCGCUCGGAGGGGAUUGUGGCUGUGAGGUGAAUGAUGACGUGCUGACGUUGCUGUUGACAGAGCUGGAGAAUGCCGAGUUGGAAUUUCGGGUGAGGGAUGGUGAACUGGUAGAGGAUGCGUCGUCAAACGACUGUCUCGGUUUGUCGUCAAAGCUAGUAACGGCACGAAUGGUGGACAGGGUUCGCGAAAGGCCUCCAGAGGCAAAACCGCCGUUCAGAUGGGAUGGCACGGCAGAGGACGCGGGUGAUAGUGAUAGUGAUGGUGACGAUCGUGCAAUAGCAGUCAUUGCUGGUACGGAUGGUAACGGCUUGUCGCCACGGGUCGAGCCUCUAGAGUUGCGGCGCAUGGCUGUAUCGCCCGCAUCGGCUUCGGGAAUAUCGGUUGGUGACGUUGGUGAUCAGUAUGUGGAGACGUAG
Sporothrix brasiliensis 5110 is the source of this 543-nucleotide messenger RNA. RefSeq lists its product as uncharacterized. The coding region runs from base 1 to 543 and encodes 180 amino acids. NCBI's taxonomy places the organism in Eukaryota, Fungi, Ascomycota, Sordariomycetes, Ophiostomatales, Ophiostomataceae. The transcript is spliced from 2 exons. The record is from RefSeq and is a predicted model, not a curated record.